CGAUUUAAUAGACAAAUUGGCUAGAUCGGGCAUUUCCUGAGUUCAACGAUUCUUCGCAGCAAUUCCAAGGAGAGAAAGGUACGGUACGGGAAGACUUCAAUCUAUUAAAUUCAGGAAGUUAAUCAGCGAAAAAUAUGGAAGGAUUCGACCCACGGAAGAAAUUAAGCCACCAUGCCUCCCGAUAGGCUAUGAAAUUCAAUUCAUCGCACCACAUCUUCAGUCGCUGGCUUGAGAUCCAAACCCCGCAGUCAUUCUCGGCGUAUCCCUCGCCACGGGUGUUGUUUUAUUUGUGCUGAAAGAUCACGAGUUAUCGCUUUGGAAACCAUUGUGCUACACUCCAGGAAUUUAUAAAUCGCAACGUUGUCCGAAUGAUUCAUUUGCAGAAAUCAAAGUUUCCAAAAAAAUGCCUGCUCUCUCAUCAAUCAUUUUUGCGGUCCAGGGCUGUUUCAAUUUCCUGAAUGGAGCCGCCCCUCUCUUAUCUUCUACAGUCGCAAGAAAAAAUGCCGAAAUGUUGCUGACGGACUCGAAACAUGCUAUUCAUGUUUUAGCUCUAUCAUGUCUUUCAAUAGGCUCGCUCUACAUCGUCGCUGCAAAGAGAGGAGACAAGCUUGCCAUGUGGCUGUCAGUUGUCGGACGGACGAUUGCUGUUGGAAUUUUUUGGGUUGACGCUGGACCGUGGAGAAAAGUCGCGGUUUUUGAGGGGCUAUGUGCAGGUGUGCUUGCUGGGAGCUUGAUUUGGGAGUCUCGAGAUGGGAAUCACGAGAAAAGGGAUUGAAAUUGAGGGAUUCUGAAUUUGAGACAAUUCAUAUCAAACAUGAGUUCUCUUCAGCCAUGACUAGAGCAUCAAAGUUCACGAUACUCUCUGUUUGCUGCGAUCUGUAUUUUUGUGCAUUCUGCAAUACUAAAGAUCCUGAUCAGGGCCACUGAGUAUAGUAUCGUGAAUUUUGACUUCGAGACUUCUCAUAGAAGCUCCUAUCUCUUUCGUGCUGGGAACAAGCUCUCAGCAGAACCGUUAUCAAAGAAUCACUCAAGCAUGGUGGGCUCGAGGUCUUCCACAAUACCCAAAUGACCGGAACUCGGUGCCAGUGUAGGCAAUAGUAUUUCCCGUAUUUCGUAUACGAGCUAGUUUAGUAGUACAUAUCGAUUUUUUUCGAAAUAUAUACAUACAUAAUAUUGAAUUCAAUACUACUGAAGAUAUUCAAUAUUAUUUAAACU
Botrytis byssoidea is the source of this 1215-nucleotide messenger RNA. RefSeq lists its product as uncharacterized. Bases 404 to 775 code for a protein of 123 amino acids. The transcript has 2 exons. NCBI's taxonomy places the organism in Eukaryota, Fungi, Ascomycota, Leotiomycetes, Helotiales, Sclerotiniaceae. The record is from RefSeq and is a predicted model, not a curated record.